Molecule: messenger RNA, 1635 nt
Organism: Balaenoptera acutorostrata (minke whale)
Lineage: Eukaryota; Metazoa; Chordata; Mammalia; Artiodactyla; Balaenopteridae
Gene: JMJD4
Product: jumonji domain containing 4
Exons: 6
Coding region: 248-1522 (424 amino acids)
Biological process (GO): protein hydroxylation; positive regulation of translational termination; negative regulation of gene expression
Cellular component (GO): nucleus; cytoplasm
Molecular function (GO): histone H4R3 demethylase activity; sequence-specific DNA binding
Source: RefSeq, a predicted model, not a curated record
UGUUUAAAGAGCAGAGAAGUGGGAAUCCGGAAGCCGCAUUCUGGACCUCCAGGAGCACUCGCUCCGUCCCCAGCAGCCCCUCCCGACUCCGCGCAGCCCCUGUGACCGCCCCGCAGCCCUCCUUGUGCCCGGCAGCUCCUCCGACCCCCCCUCCGAGCCCCGCCCUGUUCCCGGCAGCCCUCCAGAUCCCCCCGGCAGACUCCCACCCCACGCACCCCGCACGCCAGGACGCCGAACCUGGCCGGGGAUGGACAGGGAGGCGCGCGUGUUCGCCGAGAGCCACUUCCGAGGCCUCGAGGGGUGUCUCCCCCGCAGGGUCGGCCCGCAACUUGACCGUGUGGACUUCAUCGAGAAGCCGGACUCCUUUUCCUACGCCGACUUCUUCAAGGGUUACCUGCUCCCUAACUUACCGUGUGUUUUCUCCAGCGCCUUCACCGAGGGCUGGGGCAGCAGGAGGCUCUGGGUGACACCCAGCGGAAAGCCCAACUUCGAUUAUCUGCUUCAGAACUAUGGAGACGUGGUUGUACCUGUUGCAAAUUGUGGGGUCCGGGAAUACAACUCCAACCCCAAAGAACACAUGCCCCUCAGAGACUACAUCAGCUACUGGAAAGAGUACAUUCAGGGAAACUACUCCUCUUCACGGGGCUGUCUCUAUCUCAAAGACUGGCAUCUGUGCAGGGACUCCUCGGCGGAGGGCGUGUUCACCCUGCCCAUAUACUUCUCAUCUGACUGGCUCAACGAGUACUGGGAUGCCCUGGACGUGGAUGACUACCGCUUCAUCUACAUGGGGCCCACCGGCACCUGGUCGCCGUUCCAUGCUGACAUUUUCCGCUCCUUCAGCUGGUCCGUCAACAUCUGCGGGAGGAAAAAGUGGUUCUUCUUCCCACCGGGGCAAGAAGAAGCCCUGCGGGAUUGCCACGGUAGCCUGCCUUACGAUGUGACCUCCCCCACACUCCUGGAUAGCCGCCUACACCCCAUGCGAGAUCACUGUAGCCCACCACUGGAGGUCACACAGGAGGCAGGCGAGAUGGUGUUUGUGCCCAGUGGGUGGCACCAUCAAGUCCACAACCUGGAGGACACCAUCUCCAUCAACCACAACUGGGUCAACGGCUGUAACCUGGCCAACAUGUGGCACUUCCUGCAGCAGGAGCUCUGUGCCGUGCAGCAGGAGAUCAUUGAUUGGAGGGACAGCAUGCCCGACUGGCACCACCACUGCCAGGUCAUCAUGAAGUCCUGCUCCGGGAUUAAUUUCGAGGAAUUUUAUCACUUCCUCAAGGUCGUUGCUGAAAGGAGGCUUCUCCUCCUGGCGAAGGGGAUGGGUCCUGGCAAGGUGGAGGGCGGCAAGGGCACCAGGCUGGGCCCCGAGCAGGCCGCUUUUGACAUCGGCCGCAUAGCUGAGGUGCUGGAGUCCGUGGUGGCCCACCCUGACUUCCAGAGAGUGGACACCAGUGCAUUCUCACCACGGCCAGAGGAGCUCCUACAGCAGCUGGGGGAGGCUGUGGCCGCCACCACAUCCCUUUAGUGCAUGCUGCAAGGAUCGGGUGCAGCACAUCCUUGGGGGACCCUGGAGGCACCAGUGUGGAAGGCAGUCACCCUGUGCUGGGUCCCUUCUGGAAAUAAAGCUCUGUCCUCCUG